UGGUUUGAGAAUCAUCUGCAGUUCAAACACAUAUUCCACAUGCCACAGGCUGGAAACCACAAGGUUAUGGGCAUGUGGAUACUCCUCCUCCGAACCGCACACAUUACAAAGGAAAAAGAGGCAUGGUUUGUCGUGAAUGGAUGUCCCAUUCGCUAUGGUAUUAGAGAACAUGCUUUGAUAUCUGGAUUGAACUGUCGAAACUAUCCAUUGAACUACAAGGUAACCAGAGGCACGAAGUUUGUGAGGAAAUGUUUUGGCGGUGGAAUAAUAAGAUAUCAAGACAUGAAAGCAAAAGUUCUUGAGGGAAUGGAACCUUCUCAUGAUAGGUUGAGGCUGUUGGUCUUGUAUUUCCUAUCGAGUGUUAUUUGUGGGCAGACAAAGACCGGUAAGGACGCCCCUUCCGUGGAGCCAUUCUUGCUGAGAGCAGUUGAUGAUCUCAACUUAUGUAAAACGUUCCCUUGGGGUAGAUUAUCCUUUGAUUACAUGUUGAAGGAGAUUUCACACACCAUGAGUCAUUUUAAAGGGGAGGUGAAAGAAGGUGUGAUAUUCCGGGUUUUUGUAUUCCAAUGGAGCUCCUAGCAUUUGAGGCCAUUACGAAAUUGGGGAACAAAUUCCGAGAGACCGCUGAAGACGUAGAUCCAACAUGUCCAACGAUGUGCCAAACGAAGUUUAAGAGAAGUUAAAUGAAGGGAUUUCCCCUAUCGAAAAUAAAUAAAGAACUUGGUGAUACUAAGGAAAUUGAGAACAUCUUGUCUGUUUCCGAAGAGGAACAAAUUCUACUAGCUCGGAUAACAAAACCAGAGGAUAUCAGUGAUAAUGAUGACUUGAUUGUCGAGAGUUGGAUGAAGAGGCUGGCUCGUGGAUAUGUUGAAAGGUUUGAAGAUAUGUUUGAGGAGGAUGUGGCUGCCCGACAAGCCCCUCCCCCUCAAAAUGGUGGAAACGAGACAGGAGCCACCACCAAUGAAGCAGAAGAGAACACGGUGAAGAUAAAUGAACUGUUAGACGUCUUUAACAGCUUCAAAGAAGAUAUGGGAGAGCGGAUGAAGAGGGUUGAGGAAAAGGUGGGAGAGUUUGACCUAAGACUCGCUGCCUCAGAAGAUUAUGUUCAAGAGCAGAUUGUGGCUAUGUAUGCGGCUAGGGAGGAAGACGACAACUCGCAGAGGCCAAAGAAGAGACCAAAGAGGGACUGA
Brassica oleracea var. oleracea is the source of this 1190-nucleotide messenger RNA. RefSeq lists its product as uncharacterized. The coding region runs from base 684 to 1190 and encodes 168 amino acids. The record is from RefSeq and is a predicted model, not a curated record. The transcript is spliced from 3 exons. NCBI's taxonomy places the organism in Eukaryota, Viridiplantae, Streptophyta, Magnoliopsida, Brassicales, Brassicaceae.